Molecule: messenger RNA, 1731 nt
Organism: Daldinia vernicosa
Lineage: Eukaryota; Fungi; Ascomycota; Sordariomycetes; Xylariales; Hypoxylaceae
Exons: 6
Coding region: 1-1731 (576 amino acids)
Biological process (GO): DNA-templated transcription; regulation of DNA-templated transcription
Cellular component (GO): nucleus
Molecular function (GO): zinc ion binding; DNA-binding transcription factor activity, RNA polymerase II-specific; DNA binding
Source: RefSeq, a predicted model, not a curated record
AUGCCUCAGCCGGUCGAUCUCAGCGUUAAGAAGUCGACACCGCCAACACGACAAAAUCCAGGUGCAGCUUGUGAAGAAUGUCGUCGUCGUAAGGUCCGAUGUGAUCGGCAACAACCUUCAUGUGGCCUCUGCCUGUCAUCAGGCGUACAAUGUCAAAUCACAACUCCUCGUCCCCCUCGUGGUCCCAAACGUGGAUAUUUAAAAGCGCUACAAGCUCGCAUCGCUACCCUCGAAGGAACUUUACUCCAACAACAACAACAGCAGCAGCAAUCUUCUAACGAUAGCAUACAUACGAUAUCCAUAUCUCCCGGAGAUACUUCAAUUGAAGGUCUUACAUUUAACGACCCCCCGCCCUUAACAUGGGACUUUCCCGUUACUGCUGAGGAUGACGCGGCACUCCGUGAUCUAUGUCAGGGAACAGGACCUAGCACAACAUCAGGAGGGUCUUCGUUAGACGGAGGUUCAGUUCAUGCCUCAACAUCACCUAUACAAGGAUUUGAGGCUCUUAAUGAUGGGAUAGGAUACGCGGAUGCAGUAAUGACUCGAAAGAUGUCGGAAAUCUCGGAGGGGAUAGACGGAAUUAACAUAUCAAAUUUAAUGCAGGCAGAUUUAGAUCAGCUCUACUUUGACAGAGUACACGUCUUUGCGCCUGUACUACACCAACGCCGAUACUUCUCCUGGGCUCGUAACAUAGCUAAGACGGAAGCUCAAUCAUGCCUCCGGUAUGCCAUGUGGACCUUGGCUGCAUCCGUGUCAGCGCACUAUCAGAACAUCGGGGACUACCUAUAUCGAUGUACCCGGCGAGCUCUCGAGGCCCUCGACUCGAAAUGCAUAAGUCUCGCCAUGACCGAAAUGGAGCAAGUCCAGGCUUGGCUCCUAUUGGCAAUCCACGAAUUCAUGUGCGUCGAUUUUAGCAGAGCCUGGAUAAGCGCCGGCCGCGCCUUUAGACUAAUUCAACUCAACUGGCAUCAUUACUCAGAUGGGUCGGACGCAAGCUUAACGCAGACGGACUGGGUCGAUGCGGAGCAGAAGAGGAGGACGUUCUGGGUAGCGUACUGCCUGGACCGAUUUAUUAGUAUCCGGAACAAUUCGCCCAUGACUUUUAGCGAACAGAAUACAACCCGUCUACCGGCGCCAGAAGUAGAUUUUCAGAAUGAGCAGCCUACUAUAAGCGGAUUUCUUUCAGAAGCAAUAACGGCAAUAGAUGCCAUAUCGACCUCAGCAUUUACCGAAUGCAUCGUUGUCGCAACCGUCGUCGGCCGAGCGCUCAACCACGGACAACAAUCCGCGGUCGAUAACAUGUAUAUUCACGAGUCGCGAAGCUUUUGGGAACGGCACGAAUGGAUCAAUUCUACGGUGGUACAACGGAUGGACAUGUUCAACUCGAAUUGCCCUGCUGCCGCGCAGGAAGCGGAUCCGAUGCUCCUUUUUAUCAGCAUGAUGUGGCGGACGACGGUGCUCUACAUGUAUCAACUUAUCAAGUCGGCGAUACACCCCGCGGACGAGAAGAGAGCUGUCUUGGCGGAUUACACGAGGCAAUCUACAAAAGCCGCUAAGGAGAUGGUACACCCACUGACACCAAUACCAUUGUCGUUAUGCGCCGAGUUUUUCGUAACUUACCACGAGCUGGGCGAUACGUACGGCAAACAGCUCCAGGAAAUCACAGAAGCCAUGCACGGCUUAAUGAGUUUUAGUAAUCUUGGACCGGGUCUUAAUUCCUACACCAGGUGA